Arctia plantaginis is the source of this 1752-nucleotide messenger RNA. NCBI's taxonomy places the organism in Eukaryota, Metazoa, Arthropoda, Insecta, Lepidoptera, Erebidae. The record is from the annotation of a GenBank genome assembly.
AUGACUGGACAUAUUAUCGUGUGCUUGGUGCUGGCUCUCGUCGGAGUACGGGCCGGUCAUGCGCAUGCGCGUUCAGACCCGUGCAAAGUUCGAAUGUGCACCACAACAGGACCUGUGUGUGGACUUCUGAGACAAGCUGAAGAUGACGUCGCGUAUGCAAGUUUCAGAGGAGUACCUUAUGCAAAAGCUCCAACAAAAGAAGGCAGGUUUAAGGAACUAGAGCCUUUGGAUACCUGGGAUACUGUCUUUGCGACAACCGAGGGCCCAAUAUGCUACCAAACCGAUGUAUUAUACGGAAGGAUGAUGCAACCCCAUGGAAUGAGCGAGAACUGUCUUUACGCCAAUAUUCACGUCCCUAUUAAUGCUUUACCAAAGACUGACCGUUGUGCGCCACCAGCAAUAGAACUGGAGCCACCACGUGAGGCAGCUGAUGAAAGUGUAGAAGAGUCACGGUCAAGAGGUUUGCCUAUUUUGGUAUUCAUUCACGGAGGAGGAUUUGCGUUUGGAUCUGGUGAUUCUGAUAUGCAUGGUCCCGAAUACCUCGUUAGCAAGAAUGUUAUUGUCAUCACCUUCAAUUACAGGCUGAACGUAUUUGGUUUCCUGUCUCUCAACUCAACCCAAGUUCCUGGCAAUACCGGUCUUCGUGAUAUGAUAACACUUCUGCAAUGGGUGCAGAGAAAUGCGCGAAGCUUUGGUGGAGACCCUGACAAUGUAACUCUUGGUGGACAAAGCGUAGGUGCUAUUUCUGCACACUUGUUGACUUUAUCGAAGGCUGCCGAAGGCUUAUUUAAAAGAGCGAUCCUGAUGAGUGGAACAGCUAUAAGUUCUUUGUACAGUCCGUCACCAUUGUUCGCGAAGUUCAUCAAAAAUCUGCUCUUAGCAGUCUUGGAUAUCAAAGCUACGGACCCUGAUGAAAUCUACCAACAGCUUAUAGACCUGCCUGCCGAAAAACUAGUAGACGCCAACAAAAAACUCCUAGAUCAAUUCGGCUUAACAACAUUCGUCCCUACUGUUGAAACUUCCUUUCCCGGGGUGACACCAAUACUGGAUGAUUACCCAGAAAAUUUAUUAGCCAGAGGUCGUGGCAAAGAUAUUCCACUUUUAAUUGGCUACACAGAUGCUGAAUGCGAAACUUUCCGUAAGCGCCUUGAAGAGUUCGAUAUCGUUAAAAAAAGUAUAACAAACAAACCAAUCAUAAUUCCGCCUAAAUAUUUAUUUACCGUGCCUCCCAAUGCGAUACCUGACGUCGCCAUGAAGAUAAACAAGAGGUAUUAUAAUGGAAAAGUUACUUUAGAUGGCUUCGUGCAAUCUUGUACUGAAAGUUUCUUCGAAUACCCAUUUCUGAAGGUUGUAGAAGAAUACGAAAAGAUCAAUGGUCCUGCCGUUUAUGCUUACAAGUUUUCGUAUAGAAACGAUUCGAGUGUCUUAAAAACAGAAGGGCUGAAGUAUGAUGGAGCUGCACAUAUUGAAGAUAUGACGUAUGUGUUUAAAACAAACUCUAUGGUAGACAUCCGCAAGCCGGACCGAAAUGAUAGUGACAGCAUGAAAAACUUCAUGACAGAGUUCAUUGUUAACUUCAUGAGUUGCAGUAAACCUAUCUGCGAUGAGAAUGACCAGCUCUGGUCAGCUGCCAAUGACAAGCAGUUCGUGUACGAGGACAUCCAUGAACCUUACAAGUACCAAAUGAUGGGACUCUCCGCAAGGCAACAACAGCUGGCUAAGUUCUUUGACAAUUUGGCUGUUGUAGAAUGA